AUGUUUGAAGAUUCCCUUGGUAGUAAUUCAAAAGAUAGAAUCGAUGAACAGAAUGAACUAAAAAGUGAGCGUGACCAAUAUCUUAAGAAUUAUCUUGAGAUUCAUACUAAAAAUUAUGAACUGGAACAAAAAUUUAAACAACUUGAAAAACUUGUUGAGAGCAAACUUGAAGAAAUUCCUAAAAAAAAUUCUUUAUUAAAUAAAAUUUUCAAACCAUUUCGUACACAAAACACGGAAUCCACUAAGAAUUUGCUGCUGCAAAUAGAGAAUUAUAACCUUGAAAAAAAGCUCGAAGAAAUUUCCAAACAAUAUCAACAACUUUGUGAAAAAUAUAACAAUGAUUCCAAAAAGAGUUCAAAGAUACAAAAUGAAAUUUCUGAACUUGAAAAAAAUAAUUCAAUCCUACAAAAAGAAAGUUCUAAACUUCAAAAAUUCAAAAGUAGUUUGUCAAAUAAAAAAAUUUCGCUGCAAAAAGAAAAUUUUAAACUCCAAGCUAAGCUCAGGGAAAAUUCCAAAAAAUAUAAACAAUCCGAAGAUAAUUUGACAAGACUUCGUAAUGAAUAUUUCAAAAAGAAUUCAAUGCUGCAACAAGAAAAUUCUAAACUCGAAGAGAAGUUCAGAGAAAAUUCCGAAAAAUAUGAACAAUACAAAGUAGGACUCGAAGAAUUGCGUAAAGAAAAAUCUUUGCACGAAAAAACGGUCAGAGAAAUUUCCGAAAAACUUAGACAAUCCGAAACAAGGCUUCGCGAACUUGAGGAAUGUUCCAAUGAAAAUUCUGCGCUCAAAGAAAUUUCCGAAACAUACGAACGAUCCAAAUUAGGACUCGAAGAGUUGCGUAAAGAAAAAUCUAACCUCGAAGAAACGCUCGCAGGAAUUUCCGAAAAACAUAGACAAUCCGAAGAUACUUUGACAAAACUUCGUAGCAAACUUGAGGAAUGUUCCAAUGGAAAAUCCGAACUUCAAGAAAAGUUCGAAAAACUUUCCAAAAAAUGUGAACAAUCCAAAGAAGAACUCGAAGAGUUGCGUAAAGAAAAAUCUUUGCACGAAAAAACGGUCAGAGAAAUUUCCGAAAAACAUAGACAAUCCGAAACAAGACUUCGUAGCGAACUUGAUGAAUGUUCCAAUGAAAAUUCUGCGCUCAAAGAAAAACUCAAAGAAAUUUCCGAAACAUACGAACGAUCCAAAUUAGGACUCGAAGAGUUGCGUAAAGAAAAAUCUAAACUCGAAGAAACGCUCGCAGAAAUUUCCGAAACAUAUGAACGAUCCAAAUUAGGACUCGAAGAGUUGCGUAAAGAAAAAUCUUACCUCAAAGAAACGCUCGCAGGAAUUUCCGAAAAACAUAGACAAUCCGAAGAUACUUUGACAAAACUUCGUAGCGAACAUGAGGAAUGUUCCAAUGGAAAAUCUAAACUUCAAGAAAAGUUUGAAAAUAUUUCCAAAAAAUGUGAACAAUCCAAAGAACAACUCGAAGAGUUGCAUAAGGAAAAAUCUUUGCUCGAAGUAACGAUCAGAAAAAUUACCGAAAAUCAUAAACUAGAUUUAGAAAGAUUUGUAAUUCAAAAUGAAGUGAAAUAUGAAGACGUAUUGAAUAAGUUGUCGCAAAAAGAUUCCAAAAUUCAUGAACUUCAGCAAAAAUUUGAUGAAACUAACAAGGAGAUAAAAGAUCUUAAGAAUGUAUUGGACAACAAAGAAAAAGAAAAGAGAGAACUUUUAGAGAAAAAUAGUAAACUUAAAACGGAAGCGUCUAAAUAUCAAGCCGCACUUGGUAAUGUGACAACUUUUCGGAUGAAUGAUGAUGAUAAAAACCACUCGGUUCAACUUGUAAAUGAUAUUUUAUCAUUACGGGACAUGUUGAAAACUUACGUCACAUCAUUAAAAGGUAAAAUAGAAAUCGAUACUUGCGAGAUUAACAAGCUUUUGAGAGAGCAUAAUAUCAAACCCACAAAACAAAUCGAUUAUUCGUUAAUUAAAGCGGUAUUGCAGUUCCAUACUUUAAUGAAAAUAAUGGAGAAUGUGAAAAUCUUUUUUAAGAAUUUUAGCAAUUCUUCAUCGGCAUUACAUCUUGAAGCAGAUAUCAUGUCCAAGGCAAAAACGUUGGAAGAAAGAUUAGUUGAAUUCUCUAAAACUCGAAAUGAAAAAGACUCGGUAACCCAAACAACCUCAAUAAAAAUACGACAAGAAGUUAAUAUCGCUCUUAGUAAUCGAGGAUUUUCGGACGUUUUAAUUGGGAAUGACGUUCCGCGAGAGCACGAUUUCAUUAGUGAUUAUAAAGAUAUUUUAAAUGAAGAAAUGAAUAAGUAUCGUAUAAUUAAAGAUCCGGCAAAGAAAAAAACCAUCGAGAAUUUGGCGCCGAAACUCAUCCGAGAAGUUAUUAGAUUAAUUUGGUUUCGGUUACAAAUUCAAGAGCCUGUUGCUCAAAUUGAAUGGGUACCCGUGGGUUCCGACAUAGAUCCAAACGUUAUGGAGGGAAUCUGGGACAGCGAAGAUAUUGAGCAUCUAGAAGUGGAAGUUUGUACUUUUCCGAUGAUUGGUCGAGAUUUGAAUAAUUUGGAGAAACGUGUAAUUUAUACUCAUGCUCAGGUAUUUACAAGAAACAAAUCUAUGAUGACGAAAACUUUAAAAAUGUUUGGAAUGCAAUAA
This is a messenger RNA of Funneliformis caledonium, 2640 nucleotides long. NCBI's taxonomy places the organism in Eukaryota, Fungi, Glomeromycota, Glomeromycetes, Glomerales, Glomeraceae. The record is from the annotation of a GenBank genome assembly.